AUGGCCUCCGCUCUACUACCCAUCGAAAUCUGGAGUCAUAUCCUCAGACAAGUGCCGAAGUCAAAUCUGUCACAAGUGCUCGAAGUCUGUUCAUUGUUCCACGACCUCGCUGUUCCCAUACUGUUCGAGUCAAUCAAGAUAUAUUUUAUGAACGGUCAGAACGGCCUCAGUAUGCUAAACACAGAUGAUUCUCUCUGGAUGGAGGAAAUUGCCUACAAGCUCAUGCGGAGAUCCUGGGAACUCCUCAACCACAUUGCCCACAACCUUCGUUUCGCGAGCUACGUGAAGAGCAUCACUGUUAUUGCAUAUGCCGAUGGACUCUCAGUCUUCGAACAGUUGACCCUGGCAAAUACCAUGGCCUUUGUGUCAAAUCUGCAAACAUUUCGUUGGAUCGGCAAUAAUCCGGUUUUCGACGAGACGGUUGCUAAACGCCUUCCGCCAACUCUCCAGAGAUUAGUCGUUCAGUCUCAUCUACCCUUGAAUGACCUCCCACAUUUCCAAAACCUUUCGACCCUCCACCUCUCUAUACCAUUCCUCUUCCCCGACGAUGAGGAAGCCCACGACGAUUUUGUCCACGACGCACUUCUGGAGAGCCCAUAUACAGAUCUCCAGAUAGCGGCCACUCUCGAAGACAUCUCCUCGAAUCUCACCUCUUUAAGAAUCACAGCCUCAGACGUCCGUGGCGUGCCGAUCCGACUGUAUAGCCAACUCAAAGGCUUGGAGAUCUUUGGCACGAUCGGCGAUGAUGAAGAACUCGUUGGGCUCGACCUCGUCUUUCGCUAUGCGACUUCCCUUGAGUCGCUAUCCCUGGUAGGCUACUUUGUUCCUGCUAUGUUUUCAUUUUUCCUUCCCUUUUCCUCCGACACCCUCCCUCAUCUGACUUCUUUCCGCCUGAGCUGUGAUUACUCCACCCUAGGAGAAAGUAACGACUGGGAGCUUCAAUCUCUUUGUCAGUUCUUGCAAGGUCGUGCUCUACUGCGCCGUCUAUACCUUCGCAUCCCCACUAUAACAUGGGGUCAUGUCAUGUCUUUAUUCCCGACUAUCAAGGACCUUGCUGGCUUAGAAGUGCUUGGCCUUCAUACUGGGAAAGAGUUCAUCGCAGAAGAUGCAUUGUACUCACUGGCACAAAUUUUAUCACCGAAGCUUCGUGCCCUCCACCUUGGUAUUAGAUGGGACGGCGCGAGCAUCUUACCCCUGGUGGACGCCAUUGGCACACUGCCUCGCCUUUCCUUCGUUCAUCUUUAUGGAGCGAUCGGUCGGCUGCCCCUCCAAAUAGCGGACUUCGCAGUUCAGAAUGAAGCACUGCAGACUAUAGGACUCAAUCGUGCUCUAUGGACAAUCAGUAGGGUAGGUCCAGACAUUCUAACCGAGAAGUGGCCCAGGUGGAAAAUUAAGUUUUGCGUCGAGGAAGACUUCAUUUGCGAAGAUGAUGCUUGGUUGUUCAAGUACUACUGA
This is a messenger RNA of Cyclocybe aegerita, 1455 nucleotides long. The record is from the annotation of a GenBank genome assembly. Lineage: Eukaryota; Fungi; Basidiomycota; Agaricomycetes; Agaricales; Hemipholiotaceae.